UUCCUAUACUCUUCAACAAUGUCUGACUACGCGAUUACUCCGUUUUCUCUCAUCGAAACCCCCAUCCAUGCCCAGAAGAGGCUUUCCGACGACAAAAAAACCUCUCACUCCUAUGCCCAAGGCGCGUCCAUUAUGGCGCUAGUUCACAACGUCAUUAUACGGGGUCUUGACUCAGUCUAUCUACAAGCACCUCACGUGCAUGAAAAGGACUUUGUUGACUUCAUAAACUACGCGGCUUGUUGGCACGAAUUCACGUCCAAUCAUUUCCGAAACGAAGCGGAGAGCAUCAUCCCCACCGUGGAAGCAAAGUGCGGGGAACAAGGAGUGCUUGAUGAAGAUCUGAAGGAGCACGAAGCUUUUGCUGUUGGUUUCGACGAGUACAAGACAUACCUAGCUACUAUGGCAGCGAAGCCCGGCGAGUUUGAUGGGAAGAAGUUGACAAGCAUCGUUGACUCUUUCGCGCCCAAAAUGAUGGAACAUCUAAGGAAUCAGAUUCCAAGGAUGUUGGAGUUGGCGAGGUUUGGGGAGAAGAUUCCCAUGUUGGAGAUUAUCGAAACGGAGGGAAAUCGCAGUACCCAGCACCUUUCCAAAGCUGGGGGCAUGAUAUUCUUCCUCAGAAAUUUGGACUUGGGCUAUGAAGACGGGCUAUGGAAGGACUGGCCUCCUAUCCCUAAUGCAGCGCGCUGGGGCGUGUUGAAGACAAUAGGGAAGUGGUAUUCUAAAUGGUGGGUCUAUGCUGCAUGCGACGAGUCUGGGCAGUUGCAGAAGCUGCAUGCUAGCUACCAUUAG
This is a messenger RNA of Periconia digitata, 789 nucleotides long. The record is from the annotation of a GenBank genome assembly. NCBI's taxonomy places the organism in Eukaryota, Fungi, Ascomycota, Dothideomycetes, Pleosporales, Periconiaceae.